GUAACCUUGGCGGACUGACCGGCUCCACCGCGGUGAGCUCGGCGAGUGCGUGCGUGCAGCCGGGCUCCGCUCGGCGGCUGUCGGGAGGCGCCGAGGUUGUGCCUGGGUCUCCCCCCGUCCCCCGCGGGGCCGCGGAGAGCCCAGGCGACAUGUCUCUGGUGGCGGAAGCGUUCGUCUCCCAGAUCGCAGCUACAGAACCUUGGCCUGAAAAUGCAACAUUAUAUCAGCAACUGAGAGGGGAACAAAUUUUGCUUUCUGACAAUGCAGCUUCACUUGCUGUGCAGGCCUUUUUGCAGAUGUGUAAUCUGCCUAUUAAAAUUGUGUGUAGGCCAAAUGCAGAAUAUAUGUCUCCAUCUGGAAAAGUACCUUUUAUUCAUGUGGGAAACCAAGUAGUAUCAGAACUUGGUCCAAUAGUCCAAUUUGUUAAAGCCAAGGGUCAUUCCCUUAGUGAUGGGUUGGAUGAAGUCCAGAAAGCAGAAAUGAAAGCUUAUAUGGAACUAGUCAACAAUAUGCUGUUGACCGCAGAGUUGUAUCUUCAGUGGUGUGAUGAAGCUACUGUAGGGGAGAUCACUCAUGCAAGGUAUGGGUCUCCCUACCCUUGGCCUCUGAAUCACAUUUUAGCCUAUCAGAAACAGUGGGAAGUCAAACGUAAGAUGAAAGCUAUUGGAUGGGGUAACAAGACUCUGGACCAGGUCUUAGAAGAUGUAGACCAGUGCUGUCAAGCCCUUUCUCAAAGACUGGGAACUCAACCAUAUUUCUUCAAUAAGCAACCUACUGAACUUGAUGCUCUGGUAUUUGGCCAUUUGUACACCAUUCUGACCACACAGUUGACCACUGAUGAGCUUUCUGAGAAGGUGAAAAACUACAGCAACCUCCUUGCUUUCUGUAGAAGAAUUGAACAGCACUAUUUUGAAGAUCGUGGUAAAGGCAGGUUGUCUUAAAAUUAUGUGCUAUUAUUUUAAAGGAACUGAUGUUUGAAAUAUGUCAUUUGAAUGUCAUAAUAGAAUUGCUUUCAGACUUUCAAAACCAAAAUCACUGUUUUUUUUAAACCUCAGAACAAAUUAUAUAAUGUGUUGUAUACAUGUUGUUUACACUGUUAUUUGUAUACAUAUUAAUUUUGAAUUGUUUCACAUUCAUUAUAUUCCAUAUCUUGAUUUUUUUGUUUCCUUAUAAGAGUAUCAAAAUAAACAUUAAACAACUGUA
Molecule: messenger RNA, 1203 nt
Organism: Jaculus jaculus (lesser Egyptian jerboa)
Lineage: Eukaryota; Metazoa; Chordata; Mammalia; Rodentia; Dipodidae
Gene: Mtx2
Product: metaxin 2
Exons: 10
Coding region: 150-941 (263 amino acids)
Biological process (GO): mitochondrion organization
Cellular component (GO): SAM complex
Source: RefSeq, a predicted model, not a curated record